AUGGCCGAGACGCCAGGAUUCGAGCCGCAUUCGGCAUUCAGUGCUCUCGAUCGCGAACGAAAAGGAUUUCUUUCUCAGGACGACUUCAGUGUCUUUCUUAAGGCGAACGGACAACACUUCGCAGAGAAUGACGUCGGCAACCUCCUCGAACGCCUCGAUGUGAAUGCGGAUGGCCGCGUUGGUGUUUACGACUUCGUCGCUGCUGUCAUGCCGAUGGAUAAGCUUCCCCGAUCAGUGGAAACAAGCCGAGGACAGCGAAAGGGCGCGGGUCUUGAAAAAGACGCAGCUGAGUGUCUCGCCCUCUUCUUGGCCUGCGAGAUCAAGCUUCACGCAGACCACCGCCGGAGAAUAAGCCUCCUGUUUGCACAGAGAGACUUCAACAUACGUGAAGCCUUCGAUCUGUUUGACUCGGAUUUCACAGGCUUCAUGCCUAUGGGUCAACUACUAGAGGUGUUCCAAGACCACGCCAUGCCGCUGACGGAAGAAGAGGCAAAAGUGCUCUUCUCGCGAUUCGACAGGGACCGUGAUGGCUUUCUUUCCUUCCCCGACUUCGCUGGCAUCUUUUUCAGCCCCUGUGAGAUGCGCAGAUUGCGGCUUCCGGACUUCACCAAUGUGACGCCACCACGAUUGCUUUUUACGAACAUCAAACUUGAGACCAUCCUCGGGCGAAACGUUGUAGACCUCCCCUUCGGCUAUAUGUGUGAUAAACAUGUUAGCCUGGAGGCUCAGCUGAAAAAGCGUAGACCACGCCUUAUCUCAGAACGACCGUUGGUGGAUCCCGAUGCCCUCGACACAUUCGUAAACCACAUUAAAGGCCAUGAACCUUCGGGAUUCCCCACCAAGAAGUUACUCACUCCUCCCUUCUGCUGCGACUUCUGUCGUGCCGCGAGCCUGAUCUACCCUUCAAAGAGAGCAAUCUACCUUUGGCCGGAAAUUCCCGUGGUUCGCGCGUGCGGCGACGAGGGACCCUGUCCAAAAGCCGUGGCGGUUGCAUUCGAGGUGGAGAUUUGCGCUGCCAGGGAAGUGGAGAAAUGCCGGAAAGAGCUGGCACUCCGGCAAGACUUCUCGUUAGUGCAAUUCUGGAAACUGUUUGACCCGAAGAACAAAGGAUUCGCGACAAACUUCGAGCUCAGAAGAACUCUUGCUGCUCUAGGAAUCUCCAUCCCAAUCCUUGUCGUUAAUCUAUUCCUGAAACGCUAUGGCUCUGCGAGCAUAGGGAGGGCCAAAAGAAUUACGUACGCUGGAAUGUGCGACGCUGUCAUGCCUCAAGAAGCCCACGCAUCCCGGUUUCUUCGGAAUAGAGUGCCUGAAUCAAGCUCUUCCGGUUUCGCGCGUGCCACUCUCUUCCACAUUGUGGAACUGUUGAAGAUGCUCAUGCAAGCGGAAGUUCUGGCGGAGUCAGUCCGCCAUGUUUUCGCCUCUUCGACCAUGUUUGCGUCACUACUGAAGUUAGACCCGGACAACCACGGCGUGAUCUGUUCGAAAGCGAUUGCUGACUAUUUAAAAUCCAUGGGUGUCUUCGCCACUCAAAACGAGGUGUCGGGCUUGCUGGCUCGAGUGGUCAAGAUCACAUGCGUGAAGGUGAGCACGAUGAGUAGAGGCGACACAUCCUUGUUGAACAGGGAAAGUGACGGAAGAGGCAGCUUCGAUUCCGUGGUUGCGAAUUUGCGUCUUCUAUGGGGCGAGCUCGAGCACCAGCUUGAUCGGCUGAGACAGCGACUAUGCGAAUAUGAGUGCUUCAGUCCCCAUGCCGCUUUCCGGGCAAUGGAUAGUUUCGGCAACGGGUACCUGACAGAGUGGCAUCCACUGCCGAUUUCAAAUCGAACCUAUGAUCCCAUAAGCGACUUCACUUUCAAUAGGGUUGUUUGGUGCGAUGCCUGGCGGCUGAUGAAGUCUUUCUACUUUGUGUUGGGAAACAAUGCGGCUGCGUUCUCUUCAGUUCUUUCGAACAACGAGCACAGCCACGGAAUUCUCUCCUGUUGCGUGAUUGACGAUUACGCGUGCAGGUUCCUCAAUGCGUUACUGCCAGUGGACGCCACAAUUCGAUCUUCCCUUAUUUCACGUGUUGACUGCGGACUGCACGUACAUCUUCCCCAUGACUGUUGCUUCUUGCUUGCGAAUCUCCUGAUGAAGGAGAUCGAAGUCAACCGCGAGCUUGAAGUUCGGCGCAAAGUGCUCUUCAGUCGUCCCGAUUUCAAGCUGCUGCUCGCUUUCCGUUACCUGGAAGAACCAUCUGUCGGCCAGAUCACACCUGCAUCUCUCGCCGAAGUUUCCGAGGCACACAAUCAUCACAUGAACGCCUGCGACCUCGAGCUCGUUUUCCGCCGCAUGGAUCGUCAUUGCCCAGGCGGUCCGAAUUCGUGCUCGGUGUCGGGUAGCGACGAGUUCCUUCCUGACGUUUCCCGAGUGCUGGCUCGAAGUUUGAGUCCUUUGUGCGCCGGGCGCGGCAGAUCGCUGGGGUCUUACGCGCGAUCCUUGUCGCGCCGGAACUGUCCUGGCAUAAGAAGCCCGCGAUGCAGCCCGACUCGCGAGGUGACUCACGCGUUCGAACACCAGAUCGAUAUGGAGCGGAAGCUCGACAAAUACAGGAAGAGCCUUUCGAUGAGGCCGGACUUUAAUUUGCUCGAUUUCUGGAGAUUGUUCGACACCACUGGGAAGGGGUAUUCAACGGCGAGGGAAGUGGAGGAUGCUAUGAAUGCUCUGCAUGUUCAUGUCACACCUCAUGAGGCUCACCUGUUUAUCAAGCAGUACUCCAAAGCUGGAGACGGCAAGAUCCGAUACGUGGACAUUUGCAACGCAUUCAUGCCGAAGGAUCAACGCUACGCGGACAUUAUGCAGAACCGACUGCCGGAUUACAGGCAGUACCAAUGCAUAAGCCCCCAGAAACACAUGUCGCCGGAAACUCGAGAUCUGGUCGCCGAGGUGUUCCACCUCCUCGUUGUGUCGGAAGUGCAAUCUGAAUCGAUGAGGCAUCAGUUCGCGUCCCACAAUUUGUGGCAAACUUUCAAGCUGCUUGACAAGGACAAUGAUGGAUACAUCACAGUAGACGAGUUCAAAAGCGCGUUGCGUGACAACAACAUCUACGCUUCCGAGAACGAAGCCAAGGCACUCCUCGCCCGCUACGACACGUCCAUGGACGGGCGCGUUUCCUAUGCGGAGUUCGUCAAUGAGCUCGGAGUUACCCGCUGCCCGCGCAAUGUUUGCAAAUUCGCGUGCACAUGCCCGGUCUAG
Neospora caninum is the source of this 3231-nucleotide messenger RNA. RefSeq names its product putative EF hand domain-containing protein. The transcript is spliced from 17 exons. The record is from RefSeq and is a predicted model, not a curated record. Gene Ontology annotation, molecular function: calcium ion binding; enzyme regulator activity. The coding region runs from base 1 to 3231 and encodes 1076 amino acids. Lineage: Eukaryota; Apicomplexa; Conoidasida; Eucoccidiorida; Sarcocystidae.